UGACCUGCUGGUCUCCGUUGUACAGGCUAUUGCAAAUAUUGUUUCUUUAGCAUACAUGAGACAGAAUACUGAUCGGUUCAGAAGUACUUUCCCCUGUCUGACCCAUUGCAACUAAGUGACAGGGAUUUGUAAGUGUUUUACAACUGAAAGGGGCGGAUAUUCUACAUUUACAGUCUGAGCCUAAAUGGCGUCCAUUUCAACUCCAGUGAGAUCGACUUGCAGUUGAGCCUGUUAGCGAGCGCAUGCCAAAUGGCGUAGUGCAUGAGCAGAGAGGAAGUGGCGGGUGAAGCAGGUCCGCACCUUUUCCGGUAACACCACACGGCUGCGACUGAACGACUUGGGAGGAAGAGAGGCAAGAGCGGGGAGAAUCGACCUGGGAGAGGGGGGUUGCCGCAGUUGCAGGGAUUGAAGAGAGGGAGGACGGAAACUCGGAUGAAUCAAUGACCUUUUAAGUUUCUUAUUCGACCGCUCCUGUACCGAUACGAGGGUACACGAUUGAAUAAAGGAUUGGGACCAUGGACUCUUGAGAAGAAUACCGCUUCUGUAGUUCGCCUUGUGAAUAAGGGCGAGGGGGACAGCCGGCAGACAAGAAGGAAGUCGGAACUACCACGGGCUCUGAAAGGGCCUAUCAACAGAGCGCAGCUCUUUCAUUUUUUCUUAUUCUCUCUACAUUCCCCCCAAUUUUUUCGGCACAUUUCUUUGACCGGGGAAUGGAUGUUGCCUGUAUGGCUAUCGCGACUGUUGAAUGAAUUCGAUUCCCAUAACACGUCUCAUCGAAGGGGUUUGAAAGCUCACAGUCUAUCCACACCCACUCUGUACAUUUUGAAUUAAUUCUGGAGCACUUAAAUUCGUUUUAAAAGGGACAUUUGUGACACUGUUUCGGAACACGCUUUCUCCGGAAAUUGAAGAGACAGUAGGUCGAUCUCUUAUUAUUCCAUCGAGUUGUGUGGAGUUUUUUUUUUGACAGUAGAUUGCCAGGCUACAUAGAGCGUAGCGCUGCUACUGGGUGUCAAGAGCAACACGCAGUGACUGAUAUCUGACGAGGAUACGUUGUCACGUGGAGCGGGCAAGCUUAAGUUUGCAUGCAACAUUUAAGUAUAGCAUAAAAGCUAUUAAAGUAGCCCGUUUUCAGACACAUUACUCUAUCAGGGGAAACUCAGUAUUUUUUACUUUAGGAAUAGGAUAUUUAUGCACAGCCAACAAGAUGGGGAAAAUGCUCUCAAAAAUCUUUGGCAACAAGGAGAUGAGAAUAUUGAUGCUUGGACUUGAUGCUGCUGGCAAGACCACCAUCCUGUACAAACUGAAACUGGGACAGUCCGUCACCACCAUUCCCACGGUUGGCUUUAACGUGGAGACGGUCACCUACAAGAACGUGAAGUUCAACGUGUGGGACGUCGGAGGCCAGGACAAGAUCCGGCCGCUGUGGCGACACUACUACACCGGCACGCAGGGGCUCAUCUUCGUGGUGGACUGUGCGGACCGCGACCGCAUCGACGAGGCUCGCCAGGAGCUGCACCGCAUCAUCAACGACCGGGAGAUGCGAGACGCCAUCAUCCUGAUCUUCGCCAACAAGCAGGACCUGCCCGACGCCAUGAAGCCCCACGAGAUCCAGGAGAAGCUGGGCCUCACCCGCAUCAGAGACAGGAACUGGUACGUCCAGCCCUCCUGUGCCACCACCGGGGACGGACUCUACGAAGGCCUCACCUGGCUCACGUCAAACUACAAAUCUUAAUGUCACCAAACUGUCUUGAAUGCAAAAAAGGGGGAGAGAAGGAGAGCAUAAAUAUCACAUCCACAGGCAAUUAACGAAUAACAUGGCUUCUCCAAUCAGUGUAUAUCAAAGAGAAGUUUAAUUGUAUCCCCCCUCUCUUUGUUUAUUUUGUUCUUUUUCUUUUGGAUUCUGACAAGUCCCUAAUGGAAUUUACUUUAAUCAAUGACUGUUUUGGCUGGCUUUUAGUUUGCUUCUGGCUCUGUAGUCUUUCUAUCAGAAAUCUGUUAUUACUCACUGAAUCUAAAAUAUUCCAUAAAGUAUUAUUUUCAGAAGCAAUGAUUCAUAUUAUUGUUUUCCUAUGUUUUUAUUUUCUCUCCUUUGGGUUCAGUGGGUCUGUCACCUCCUAGGUUUGGCUUUGAUAUAGCCCUUUACUCUCUAGGCUGUUCUCACAUGGACCGGAGGGGACUUGGGAAUGGCCAGUCUUAUUUUUAGGUUUCAAUUAAUUUAGUCACUCAUAAUUAUCUUGGGAAAAAAAUCAACAGGCCACCCAUUCAUUCUCCUCACUGAUCAGUAUCUCUCUGUCUUACAAGAACGGGUGAGGAGAAAGCAGACAUGACGGCAGACACACGUGUAACUUGUUUGAUGUACUGAAUACACAUGUAUAAACCCAGGACAGACCUCCAUCCAUGUCAAACGGAUUCAUUGUGAAGGAUUGCAAUUAUUUUUCACGAUCCAAAUGUAUGGGUAGCUGUUACUGGCGUUGAUAUCUGCUGCAUUCUUUCAGGAGCUUCCAUUACAACUGAGUAUUUGUAGCUUCUGGGCCUCUGUGCGUGUGUGUGUGUGUGGACGCCCAGCCCACAGGUGUGUGAGUGUGUGAGUGUGUGUGUGUGUGUGUGGACACCCAGCCCACAGUCGGUCCUCCAUAGGAGAAGUGACACAAUGGUUUUGAUCACAAGAGGAAGAGAGUAUUAUUCAAAUGAGGGACUGGAGGGGGCUGGGGCUGGGGCGGCCGCAGGUGCCCGUUGACCAUGGCGAACACUGAAGCACUUCCUGGUGGACGCUCAGACGUCAGGAAGUGCAGAAUAAGCCCCAAACCCACGCCACCUGUCUCUGACCCUGCACCAGAUCCCCGACUAGUCUUUUUUUGACUACCUUAACAUCAGCUGUGUAGCUUGUGUCUUGCCAUCUGACAAAGCCUUUUUUUUUUUUCUCUCUCUUAUUAAAGCAUAGGCAAAUGCUUUUGUUUCUUUUUUUUUCCUUAUUUUGUCCAAUUUGCAAUGCUGAAGAAGAAAUAAUAAAAAGUAUAUCUGGAAAAAA
Molecule: messenger RNA, 3028 nt
Organism: Clupea harengus (Atlantic herring)
Lineage: Eukaryota; Metazoa; Chordata; Actinopteri; Clupeiformes; Clupeidae
Gene: arf6a
Product: ARF GTPase 6a
Molecular function (GO): GTP binding; GTPase activity
Source: RefSeq, a predicted model, not a curated record